CCUGUUUGUAUUUCGGCGGCGCGGACGUGCGCGUCGCCGAGGAGCCUUUGUGUGGCGGCGUAAAGCAACGCGGCGAGGAGAACCAUGGCUGACGAGAAACCCAAGGACGUGAAGACAGAAAACAAUGACCACAUUAACCUCAAGGUUGCGGGUCAAGACGGCUCCGUGGUACAGUUCAAGAUCAAGAGGCACACGCCGCUCAGCAAACUCAUGAAAGCUUACUGCGAGCGACAGGGCUUAUCGAUGAGGCAGAUCAGGUUCCGGUUUGAUGGGCAGCCGAUCAACGAGACGGACACACCUGCACAGUUGGAAAUGGAAGAUGAAGAUACGAUUGAUGUGUUUCAGCAACAAACAGGGGGCCUGUACUGAUGGAAACAACCUGACCACGGAUUUUUUUGGGGGGGGGGUUUUGUUGCUCAUUUUCAGAACUGUUCCCAUUACCAACACCAGGAAAAAAGUCAGUACAAAGUUCGAAAGGUUUUCGCAGUUAUGCUAAAGUACUGUUGUAUAGUGUUUCCAUUCUUCUGUUUUGUUUUAAUUUUUUUUUGCUUUGUACAUAAAUAAAAAAUAACCGCAGUGUUGAGGCACACACACACACAUAUUCAGAUGCUGAAAUGUAGCUUUUCAAUAGCGGCCCUUGUCACAUUUGACCAAAAGGAAUGCUAUUUAGGUGGCUGGGGUUUGCUAGUGGCUUCACCCUGAAAUUAGCAGCCCAGUAAGUUAUUUUUUUAUCUCAUUCUGUGGGAGUUGAGAUUGCAAGCUGACUGAUUACUGCUUUUCUUUUUAUUGUAUCAGAAUGAAUACAUUUUUUUUUUAUAUUGUAGUAGUUACAUGUAGAAUCUUUUGUCUUAAUAGUAGUUUGAUUAGAAACAAAAUCUAUAAUGGGUUUUUAGUCAAGUCAAACAUCUGUGUUUAAUAAAUUUCUUGUUAAAAUA
Molecule: messenger RNA, 935 nt
Organism: Polyodon spathula (Mississippi paddlefish)
Lineage: Eukaryota; Metazoa; Chordata; Actinopteri; Acipenseriformes; Polyodontidae
Product: small ubiquitin-related modifier 2
Exons: 4
Coding region: 85-369 (94 amino acids)
Biological process (GO): protein sumoylation
Cellular component (GO): nucleus
Molecular function (GO): ubiquitin-like protein ligase binding; protein tag activity
Source: RefSeq, a predicted model, not a curated record